Molecule: messenger RNA, 5665 nt
Organism: Aspergillus novofumigatus IBT 16806
Lineage: Eukaryota; Fungi; Ascomycota; Eurotiomycetes; Eurotiales; Aspergillaceae
Product: type I polyketide synthase
Exons: 7
Coding region: 1-5379 (1792 amino acids)
Biological process (GO): fatty acid biosynthetic process; secondary metabolite biosynthetic process
Molecular function (GO): 3-oxoacyl-[acyl-carrier-protein] synthase activity; phosphopantetheine binding; fatty acid synthase activity
Source: RefSeq, a predicted model, not a curated record
AUGGAUUGGACGACGGAAACCCCCAACACAGAACCGUCGUUGGUCACUGCAACGCCAUCGACCACCGAGUCGUUGGUGGAUCCUGCCAAGAUGAAGGUAGGAUAUUUUGGCAACGAAUUCCCCCACGAUGAUCUGCACGAUCUGUCUCGUCGGCUGUACAAUUGGAGCAAGGACAGACAACAUACCUUGUUGGCGACAUUCAUCAAUGAAGCCACCGCAGCCGUGCGGCAGGAAGUCCGCUUAUUGCCUGCUACAUUGAGGACUCUCAUCCCACCUUUCGAGACCAUCUUCAGUCUCGUCAGUCAUGCGGAUCUCCGUCAUGGUCCUCUGGGUGGAUGUAUCGAUGGCAUGCUACUAUGUGCAGUUCAACUGGCCACAUUCAUUGGAUACUAUGAAGAUAGCACCGAAGACACGUUCCACUGGCACAAUGCCGAUGCCUGCCUCGCCGGCUUGGGCACUGGUCUCCUGUCCACCGUUGCCGUGUCUGUCUCCCCCACAUUGGCUGACAUGCCAGUCACUGGAGCGGAGGUUGUCCGGAUGGCCUUCAGACUAGGCAUCUUGGUCCAUGAGGUUUCGCGAAUCCUGCAAGCUCCGACCUCUGACGGCGGCCCUGGGGAUAGCUGGGCCUAUGUUGUCCCGGAUGCUGUUGCGGACGACGUUCAGUCCGAGCUUGACGCCUUCCACGAUGCCAAGAAAACUCCUGAAUCAAGCAAGGUGUUCAUCAGUGCCCUGAGCCGAACCUCCGUAACUAUCAGCGGCCCACCAACUCGGCUCAAAGAUCUCUUCCUCGUUUCGGAUUACUUCCGCGACCGCCGAUUCGUGCCUCUACCGGUCUACGGGGGGCUAUGCCAUGCCAGCCAUGUAUACACCAAGGAGCAUGUUGACAGCAUCGUAAAUACCGAAUCCAGCAGUCUUGUCUCACUAGAUUCCCGGCUUGCACCGCGUGUGCCCAUAUUCGCCACCAGCAAUGGAAAGCCCUAUUCCGCGAAAACCGUGAGCGGCCUAUUCCGCAAUAUCGUCGAAGAGCUGCUCACUCAGCGCAUCGAGUGGGACAAUGUCAUCGAAGGGGUCAUCCAACAUGCUAAAUGCACGGCAGUUUCUGAGGCGUUGGUGUUGACGUUUCGAACAUCCCUGCCGGCCCGCGACUUGGUGGAAGCCCUGAACUCGGAGUCUCUUCCCUUCAAAGGACGGACGCAGGAUCUCGUGCCAUGGGUCACCAAGCCUCAGGCAGAGCCGCGAGGGCCGAGGGGUGCCCAGCAGGCAAAGAUCGCCAUUGUAGGAAUGUCUUGUCGGUUACCUGGAGGGGCCGAUGAUACUGGGAAGUUUUGGGAAAUUCUAAACCAAGGCCUUGAUGUGCAUAAAAAAGUCCCCGCUGACCGGUUCGAUGUCGAGACUCACUGUGAUCCUUCUGGAGAACGCCUGAAUACAAGUCUGACCCCAUAUGGCUGCUUCAUCGAUGAACCAGGACUAUUCGAUGCACCAUUCUUUAACAUGUCUCCGAGGGAGGCAGUGCAAACCGACCCCAUGCAGAGACUGGCAAUUGUCACUGCAUACGAAGCCCUGGAGCGUGCUGGUUAUGUGGCUAACCGGACGGCGUCCACUAAGUUGCAUCGAAUCGGGACCUUCUACGGACAGGCUAGUGAUGACUACCGCGAAGUCAAUACUGCUCAGGAAAUCGGGACUUAUUUCAUUACCGGGGGCUGCCGGGCGUUUGGCCCUGGUCGAAUCAACUACUUCUUCAAGUUUUCCGGACCAAGCUACAGUAUUGAUACGGCUUGUUCUUCUGGCUUGGCCACCAUUCAUGUUGCGUGUAAUUCUCUCUGGAAUGGUGAUACCGAUAUGGCAGUGGCAGGUGGAAUGAACGUGCUCACCAAUUCGGAUGCAUUUGCUGGGUUAAGCAAAGGCCACUUUCUCUCAAAAACGCCAAACGCAUGCAAGACAUGGGACUGCGAAGCCGAUGGGUACUGUCGAGCAGAUGGUGUUGCCACUGUUAUUAUGAAACGCCUGGAAGACGCCGAGGCCGAUAAUGAUAAUAUCCUGGGUGUCAUCCUCGCUGCUGGAACGAACCACUCCGCCAACGCUGUUUCUAUUACCCACCCCCACGCUGGGCACCAGGCAGACUUGACCAGAGAGAUUCUAUCCAAAGCCGCUAUCGAUCCGCUUGAUGUUUCCUAUGUAGAGAUGCAUGGGACAGGUACGCAGGCAGGUGAUGCACAGGAGAUCCAGUCAGUCGUCGACGUAUUUGCUCCUUUAUCAAGCACAAAACGUCGAGCUACAAAGCAGCCACUAUACAUCGGGGCUGUCAAGGCCAAUGUUGGUCACGGUGAGGCCGUGGCUGGCUCAACAGCAUUACUCAAGGUGCUGCUGAUGUUGCAAAAAAAGACCAUCCCGCCGCACGUGGGCAUCAAGAACGCCAUCAACCCGGGUUUUCCCAAGGACCUUGAUAAAAGAAACCUUCAUAUCGCUUACCACCGGGGCAACACAAGUAUUGUUCUUGAAGAAGGACCAGUGCGGUCGAUUCAGGAUAGCGACAAAGACACUCGUCCAAUGCAUGUUGUUGCCGUGUCAGCCAAGAGCAAGGUUUCAUUGAAGGGCAAUCUGCAGCGUCUGAUACAUUACCUCGAGGCGAACCCAGAUGUCUCACUUACCCAUCUGGGAUACACAACGACCGCACGGCGCCAUCACCACAACCACAGAAUAGCAGUGUCCACGUCGGCUGUUCCUCACUUGGUGCGCCAGUUGAACUCGCAUCUCCAGUCAGCCGACACUCACAAACCUAUUCCCUCAACUGGAGCCCCGCCUGUUGUUUUUGUUUUCACUGGCCAAGGGGCGGCCCAUCGGUCUAUGAACCUGGAACUCUUCCGUGAUUCGCCUUGUUUUCGAUCACAAAUGUUGUAUCUCGACUCGCUCUGCCAGUCUCAGGGGUUUCCUUCUAUCAUCCCUGCGGUUGAUGGGAGCUAUCCGCAGGAUCACACUCACCCGCCUACUGUCACUCAACUGGCACUUGUUUGUAUUGAGCUGGCGCUGGUAGCAUACUGGGAGUCUCUUGGGGUGCGACCUGAGGUCGUUGUCGGACAUAGCUUGGGCGAGUAUGCGGCCCUGCAUGUUGCAGGAGUGCUGUCUGCAGCGGACACGAUUUACCUCGUCGGCCAGCGGGCCCGGAUGCUGGAGAGGAAAUGCCAGAUCGGGAGCCACAAAAUGUUGGCAGUCCGUGCCGCACUCGACGAGGUGCAAUCAAAAGCGAAUGGAAAGCCAUUUGAGGUUGCCUGCCUGAAUGGACCGAAGGACACCGUACUGAGUGGGACGGUGAGUGAAAUGGAAGCUUUGGCUGAGGAGCUAGAGCAGUCGGGUCUCAAGUGCUACCAUUUAGAUGUGGCAUUUGCGUUCCAUUCUGCGCAGACAGACCCAAUUCUGCAGGAGUUGGAAGAAACCGCACAAACCGGAGUCUUGUUCCAACCUCCGAGACUACCAAUCAUUUCGCCCCUACUUGCUAAGGUUAUAUUCGACGAGAAGACAGUGAACGCCAAGUAUAUUUGCCGCGCAACACGGGAGACGGUCAAUUUUGUGGCUGCUGUGGAGAAAGCACUUGCUAUGUCAACGGUGGAUGAGACUAUGGUCUGGAUUGAGAUCGGCCCGCACCCAGUAUGCGUAGGGUUUGUACGGUCAAUCAUGUCCACUGUCAAUAUGACAGUACCGUCAUUCCGCCGCGGAGAGAAUAACUGGCAGACACUGUCCCAGAGCCUGGCUGCGGUGCACGCUGCAGGUGUAGAAGUGGACUGGAACGAAUUCCACCGUCCCUUCGAGCAUGGUCUGCGCCUGUUGGACAUACCCACUUAUGCAUGGAACAACAAAACAUACUGGCAUCAGUAUAAUGGUGACUGGGCGCUCACGAAAGGUAAUAAUUUCUAUGACUCCAAGAAAAAGUCGGCUGCGGCUGGGAGCCCUUUGGCUGCGGCGCCUGUUUCCAGCUUACGGACCUCAUUGGUUCAUCGGGUUAUUGAAGAGUCAUUCUCCGGCACAGCUGGAAAGGUCAUUGUGCAGUCGGAUAUGAUGCAGGCGGAUUUCCUGGCCGCUGCAUGGGGCCAUCAGAUGAAUGGAGCUGGUGUGGUGACUUCGUCCAUCCACGCCGACAUCGCAUGGACCCUGGGAAAGUACCUUUUGGAUUCCCUGAAGCCCAAUAGCAGGAAGAGUGUUGUUGACAUGGAAAUCUCCAACCUGGUUGUGCGCGAAGGCCUGGUGGCACAAAAGAACCGCAGCGUUCCUCAGCUCAUCCAGGUCUCCAUCUCGACGGCCGACGUCGACUCGGGCGUGGCCUAUCUGGAGUGGCAUAAUGUCACCAAUGACGGCGUCUCACUCGCCGAUCAGGAGCCUAUUGUGACGGCCCAGAUACGGUACGGCACGGCGGGCGACUAUCUUUCUUCUUGGGUGCCAGCCCUCCACCUCGUCCAAGGCCGCAUCGAGGCGCUUUCCCAAUUGGCGGACGAUGGCAUUGCCAACCGUCUAUCAAACAGCAUGGCUUACCUGCUCUUUGCUGACCGGUUGGUUGACUACGCUGACCGGUAUCGUGGCAUGCAGUCGGUGGUUCUGCACGGGCUGGAGGCCUUCGCCGACGUCAAGACCAAGCCAGACGAUGAAGGCGGCGUCUGGACAGUGCCACCAUUCUUCAUCGAUUCCGUCUGCCAUCUCGCUGGCUUCGUCAUGAACGUGUCAGACGCCAUCGACACCAAGAACAAUUUCUGUGUCACUCCUGGAUGGGGAUCGCUGCGCAUGGCGCGUCCGCUGGUCGCCGGUGGGAGGUACCGCUCCUAUGUAAAGAUGAUCCCUACUGCCGAGGAUCCGACGGUUUAUCUUGGGGAUGUCUAUGUGCUGGAGGGCGACGAGAUCAUCGGGGUCAUGCAAGGGAUGAAGUUCCGCCGCUAUCCCCGAGUAUUGCUCAACCGGUUUUUCACACCGGCAGAUAUCAAGAACCCUGCAUCUGGAUCCAUGUCUUGUGCAAAGGGUGCCAGGAGCAGCGCCCAGAGUACAAAGUCGCCAGCGAAUGUGGCAGAGUCGGUGCCGACACCAGCACCAGCACCAGUACCAGCUCCGGAGCCAGUCCCUGUGCAGAGAAAUAAGCAAGACACGGCUGCACCCCCCGUCGCCGCCUCAGACAGCACUGCAGCAAAGGCAUUGGACCUUGUGGCAGCCGAGGCAGCCAUUGAGCUUUCUGACUUGCAGGAUGAUGUCAGCUUUGCGAGUCUCGGGGUUGAUAGUCUGAUGAGUUUGGUUAUUGCAGAGAAGCUGCGUCAGCAGUUGGGGAUUACCGUGAGUGGGAGUCUAUUUUUGGAGUACCCGACUGUUCGAGACUUGCGUGUGUGGUUGGAUGAGUACUAUAGCUAGAUUGAGUAGCACCAUGAUAGAUUAUGUUAUUUGCGUGAUAUUUGUAAUCAACUUGCUCCGCAUGAAUCACGAGUAUGUGCUUUGUCAGAAAUGAGAGGCGUCAAGCUUUCAUCCAGGAAGAGUAAACCGGCAGGAGGAUCAAUCCCGAACGACGAGAAUGGUCUAAACAUGGGAGAAGGCACUUGAUGGUUCUAUGAGCACUAUGAAGGAGAUAAAAAGAAGCGCGGCGUGGCUGAGACAUGAGGGUCCAUUGAAAUAUAGGAGUACCAAAUCAUCCAGAUAUAUA